This is a messenger RNA of Anolis sagrei ordinatus, 2231 nucleotides long. It is a transcript of the gene TMEM233, whose product is annotated as transmembrane protein 233. Gene Ontology annotation, cellular component: membrane. NCBI's taxonomy places the organism in Eukaryota, Metazoa, Chordata, Lepidosauria, Squamata, Anolidae. The record is from RefSeq and is a predicted model, not a curated record.
UCUCCUCCUCGGGCGCGGCUCUGAUUGGCUGGAGCCGGCGAAGGGGGCUCGCUCUCGUCCAAUGGGAAGGCGCGCCUCUGGCCUCCCCGGCUGGUUGCCUGAGGCGAAGUUCGAGGCGCCUCCAAUCCCUCCGGAGAAGCCCGAAGGAGCAAUGCUGCCGACGGCUUGAGAGAGAGAGAGCGAGAGAGUCAGUCCAAGUCGCCGCGGGUUUCCCUCCUUUUUUGGGAGCCUUUGGGCCUCAUGGAGGGCUCCUCCUCGCCGCCGCCGGCCUAUUCGGAGCUGAAGCGGAGCCCUGGGACCGAGCUCCGACUCGACGGCGCGGGAGGAGGAGGAGGAGGAGGAGGAACGGGAGGAGGGCCGGCCCCCGAGGAAGAGGAGGACGACGAAGCAGCAGCCGCGGCCCGGGCCCCCAAGAACUACCUGUGGCUCAGCAUCUUCUCCUGCUUCUGCCCCGCUUACCCCAUCAACAUCGUGGCCUUCGUCUUCUCCGUCAUGGCCUUAAACAGUUAUACCCAAGGAGACAUAGAAGGAUCAAAACGACUGGGUCACAUUGCACUGUUGGUUGCCAUUGCAUCUAUUUUAAUUGGCCUUGUGAUGAUUGGAAUCCUUUGCAUAGUCCAUUUCACUACAGCCACUUUCGGCAUCUUUGGUGAUGUCAGAGGAACAGGUGUUGGCAGCCAAUCCACUCUUUGGUGGCCAAGGUCAUGGAGUAGCAGCUCUGGUAAUGGCCCAGUACGCCAUCUGAAAGCCAAGAUUUGGACCUAAAGAGUUACCAUCUUCAAACCUGUGGGAAAGGUGCGAGGAACCCCCCCCCCCUGCAGAGAUCUAGAAAAACAGAUCCAGGUGGUUUGAUUGAAAUCCAAUGAGUUUUGCUCAAAGCACCUUGCUGGUGAACAAACUGUUAGCUAGCGCUGGUUGCAGUGCUCUGCUACAAGGUGAGCACUUCCCCCCGCCCUGUUAUGUCUUUGAAAAUGCCACUAUAGAGCAACGCAUCCUCUCCUCCCCACCCUCAAAUACAAUGACUGCAUUUUAAUGUAAAUUAGAAAUGCCACCUCCAUCUGAAGCACCCACCCUGUCUUGUUGGCAUGUGCACGCAUUCUGGUGUCUCCCAGGCUGGAGGUAUUGGCCUGGCUGGACUUUCUGGAUCGGCAAUGGAAUGUGAGCCAGAACCUGUGGGACCCUUUGGGUGGCCAGCUCGCCAUUGGCUGCAGUGGGGCAGUGGCCUUGGGUGACAAAGGCUAGGAGGCGGCAGCAAAGUGUUGGAAGACAGCGACGUGUACCACAAGACCUGCUUUGCCUUCUCUUAGCUAGUCUACCCAUUUGAGGGGUGGAGAAGGAUAGUGUCUUAUCGUCAAGGUACAUGGACUGGGAGAGAGCACCAUCUUCUUUGCAUCAAACAGGAAAAUGUCCUGGUCUCCUCUCUGGAUGCACCUAAAGAGUGCUUCCAUGGAACAUACAUGUGGACAUCUUUCACUUUCUGCCUCUGUUUUUUGGACCGUGCCUCUGCUUAUGUAUUUGUGCUCCUCCUGUUGUGCAUUGUUUCAGUGACUUUGUUAUCCAGUGGAUGGUGGCUCGUGUUGAGAACCAGGCCUGGGUUAAGAGUGCUGAAGGUGGAAACCAUGGGCAGGGUGGCCAACCAACCAGGGAGAUGAAAUGCACUCUGGUCUGCUUCUGUGCCUUUAAGGAGACUUUGGUUGGUAGACAUCAGACAAAGAUGACAGCUUAGAAAUAAAACACAGUCAAAUGCUGUGCUGAGACCUGUAGCCCUGCAGAUAUAACUGGACUGCAGCUCCCAGCAUCCCCCGCCAAUGGCUGUCCUGGCUGAGAGUUGUAAUCAAACAAUAUGCAAAGCCCCCACCUCUGUGCCUAUAGCUCUCUCCAAAGUGUUUUUAAGGACACCAUUCAGUGUCCAUCUAGAAAACUGAUGCUCUUAGGAACAGCUGAAAAUUGAGAAUCUGAAGUUAAUUAGACUUGAUGUUGACGUGAUGGAGGACAUAUUUAAAUCUUUCCCUUUCCUUGUGUCAUCCUGGAUGGAACUUGUAAGAACUUGUAAGGAACUUGAGCUACACUUUUAGCCAUGAUCCCAUGGUCACAAUAAAAUCAUGAAGGAAUCUGGGAGGUAGUAACAACAGCCACCUGUGUCUGCUUGUGGUUUUUAAAACAAUGAAAUCAUGUUUGGAAAGGAAAAAUGACAAACACAAUAAACUUUGUAUAUUUCAUUGUUCAAGUAA